Molecule: messenger RNA, 3066 nt
Organism: Delphinapterus leucas (beluga whale)
Lineage: Eukaryota; Metazoa; Chordata; Mammalia; Artiodactyla; Monodontidae
Gene: CREB3L3
Product: cAMP responsive element binding protein 3 like 3
Biological process (GO): regulation of transcription by RNA polymerase II
Cellular component (GO): nucleus
Molecular function (GO): DNA-binding transcription factor activity, RNA polymerase II-specific; RNA polymerase II cis-regulatory region sequence-specific DNA binding
Source: RefSeq, a predicted model, not a curated record
GAAACGUGGAGUCUUAACAGAUGGACCACCAGCAAAGUCCCUAAAUGUCACCUCUAAAAAGAAGCCUUUGCCAGCCCUCUGUUGCCCUUUACAUGAUGACAUUUAGUUUCUUGGUAGCAUUUGCCCAUUUGUCAGUUUUCUGGUGUGUUUAUGCAUUUAUGGUCUAGCUCAUCCACUGCCUUAUCCCCAGGGCCUUAAAUAGUGCUUGGCACACAGGAGGUGCCCAAUGAGUAAGAGUUGACUGAGCACCUCCUGUGUGCCGGGCACUUCCUAGACACUGGGGACCCAGCUGAGAACAAAAGAGCCCCGAAGUCACUCACAUGAAGAGGCAGGGGAGGAAUGAGGGAAGAAUACAGGCAAGUAAACAAGAAACUUUCAAAUAGUGAGGAUUUCAGUGAAACCAGUGAUGUGAUAAAGAGGUACAGGGUGAGGGCUCCUCUCUGGUGAGAGGUCAGAGACGACCUCUCAGCUGUCUGGGCUGAGAUCCACAGAUAGAAAACAUUCCCAAAUAUGUGAACGCAGUGAUAGAUUCGGGGUGGAGGGGAUAGGAGUUCCAGGCAGAGGGAACAGCUAGUGCAAAGGCCCUGAGGAGGGAAUAAGUUUGGCUCAAUGAAUAUUUAUUGAGAAUAAAUGAAUGAUAGAAGAUUCUAGAAGGAAUCGAUUGUUCUGGUUUGGCCGUGGAGAGCUUGCUUGCGGGCAGGGGGUUGGGGGUUGCCAGCUCCAAUGAGGGAAGGGGGCUCCUGGCAGAGGGAAGGGCUCUAGCGGAGGCCUGGGCAGUUCUUCUUGGUUCUGUUCUGAGAGUGGACAGGACCCAGCCAAGGGCCCUGGGCUCUCCUGGAGCCGACAUCCAGGGAUUAUGACGAGAAACAGUCCCUGAAAGUAGGGGAGAGGUCAUGCGAGAGCCGCGGCUCCCCAGACUUUGGCCUUUGCCCACUGCCGGCUGGAAAAGCACGAAACAUCUGAGAUAACGGUCUUCCCUCCCCUCCCCCUAGCCUGCCCCCGUGUCACUGGCCCUUAACCCUGUCUGUCUUGCCUGUUCCCCAAUCAGCACCUGGGGGUGGGCUAGGAGCUCCCCAGGACUAUUUCAGCAUCUUUUAGGGGUGGUGACAGAGCCACAGAGAAGAGCCGGCUGAGCCUGGGAGCCCUGGUGGUGGGGUGAGCCCCCACCUCGCAGCAGACGCAGAAGUGGCUGGAGAAAGAGCUGGCCAGGUUCAUGAAUGGGGAUUUAGCAGUUGGAAAGAUGGCUUCCUCCACCAGUCUCACGUGCCCUACCGACAGCCUGGAACUCUUGGAUCUCCUGUUUGACCGGCAGGACGGCAUCCUGAGACACAUAGAGCUGGGCGAGGACUGGGGCCACGUUGAGGACCAGGUCCUGCCAGGCCCGAACUCUGAUGAUUUCCUCAACUCCAUCCUGGGUUCUGGAGAAUCAGUGCCCAGCUCCCCGACCUGGUCUCCUGCGGCCAGUGACAGUGGCAUCUCAGAAGAUCUGCCCUCCGACCCCCAGGACACCCCUCCACACAGUGGGGUGGUUGCCACCCCGGCCAGCUGCCAUAGCGCAGAGUCUGGCAAGGGGCCCUGCCCCUCCUACCAUACUGGCCCUGCCUGCCCCACCAGGAACCUUGGGCCAGUGGCCCAAGGGUUUGAGGCUUCCGUUGCUAUAGACCUGGAAAUGUGGAGCCCAGGCCUGUACGCCGGGGAGCAGGCUGAGCUGGCCAACUCACCCCCGCACUGCAACCUCACAGUGAAAGACCUCCUCCUCUCUGGCAGUGGCGGGGACUUGCAACAUCACCUGGCAGCCCCAAACCUGUUGCGCCUUGGGACCGAGCACAGCCAGGAGCUGGUGCUGACAGAGGAUGAGAAGAAGCUGUUGGCCAAAGAAGGCAUCACCCUGCCCACCCAGCUUCCCCUCACCAAGUAUGAGGAGCGAGUGCUGAAGAAAAUCCGCCGGAAAAUUCGGAACAAACAGUCAGCCCAAGAAAGCCGGAAAAAGAAGAAGGAAUAUAUUGAUGGCCUGGAAACUCGGAUGUCAGCCUGCACUGCCCAGAACCAGGAACUUCAGAGGAAGGUCUUGCAUCUUGAGAAGCAGAACCUGUCCCUCUUGGAGCAGCUGAAGAAACUCCAGGCCAUCGUGGUCCAGUCCACCAGCAAGUCGGCUCAGACGGGCACCUGCAUAGCGGUCCUGCUCUUCUCCUUCGCCCUCAUCAUCCUCCCCUCCAUCAGCCCUUUCGCCUCCAACAAAGCUGAGAGCCCUGGAGACUUCGUGCCUGUACGAGUUUUCUCCAGAACUUUGCACAACGAUGCUGCAUCCCGUGUGGCUCCCAACACCGUGCCAGGCUCCGAAACCCCAGGACAUGGGCCCAAGGCUGGCACACUUCAGGAAGGGUCUCCAAGCAGCCCUCAGGGGGAAUGGGGAUCCCGGGACCCGCCGGCUCCGGACAACUCGACGGAGGAUCUGGACAACGGGACCCUGGUCCAGGGCAACUCCAUGAAGGAGCUGGACCGGGCCGCCCUCCUAGACUGUGCCCGGCCUGAACAAGCACUUGGCCCAGGGCGCGUGGGGCUGGAGGUAGCAGUGGGGGAGCUGUGAGCACCACGGGUACGUGCCCCCACGCCCCUCUAGUCAGGUGUGCUACAGUGGACAGAGACAGGCACAGGGAUCCGAGGUGAGGGAGAGACCCCGGCGAUGGUGUCAGGAUGGAGACGCACAGACUCACAGCUUCAGACCCAGGUACCCAGGCCCAUGCAGAAACUGAUGCUCAGACACAGACCAUAAGGCCACAAAGCCUGAGAAAUACACAUACAGACCCAGGUGCAGAAGGAAACAGGAAGACAGACACAGACUGAUCCACAGACCCAGAGAGAUAGGCAUACACCAGGCCUCGGUAACUCCCCGCUCAGGGACUCCUUCCUGCCCCCUGGAACACAGGGAGGAGGAAGCGGCCAAGUCUGCUGGGACCCUGGCCCUGGAGCACGGGCUGAGCUCUGAACUUCGGGGCCACCAUGGCUCACAGCUGUUCCCUUUUUCUAAGACUGCUAUGGUCCUUAAUAAAGUAUUUUGAGAGAACA